AUGGUUUCCAACAAAUUAGCAAUCGCCAGCAUCUCCAUAAGCCAAUACCCAGGCCACACACUCGACCACAAAAUCCGCGCCGCAUCCCAAGUCGGCAUCGCAGGAAUCGAAAUAGUCUAUAACGACCUUCUCACCUAUAGCAAAAAUCAAAACAUCUCCAUCCAAGUUGGAGCCCAGAAAAUCCACACUCUGUGUCUGGAAACCAACCUCCAAGUCCUCUCCUUAGCCCCCUUGGAAAAUUACGAAGGCUCAUCGACCCCCCUAAAAGAAAGACUCACCCUCGCCCAGCACUGGCUUGAAAUAGCUCGUCUGCUAAGCGCACCAUACCUCCAAGUUCCAUCAAUCUACACGUUAGACUGCACCCGCGAUGAGAAAACAAUCAUAUCCGACCUCCAGCAGCUCGCCGACCUAGCCAGCGCCACAAAGCCGAUAGUAUCAAUCGCCUACGAACCGCUCUCAUGGGGAACGAACUGCUCAACCUGGGAAAGCGCAUUAUCAAUUGUGCAGCGGGUUGACCGUCCGAAUUUCGGGCUAUGUCUGGAUACAUUCCAUGAAGGGACGCGGUUGUGGGGGGACAAUGCUUCCCCCACGGGAUUGCAGAUGGAUGCAGAGACAAAGCUGCGGGAUUCGCUGAGGAGAUUUGUGCGGGAUUGUCCGCGGGAGAAGAUUUUCUAUGUGCAGCUUUCUGAUGCGGAGCGCUUUGAGAUGCCUUAUUCGUUGGCGCAUCCGUGGGCGUUGCCGGGUGAGGCGAAGGAGUUUACUUGGUCGAAGCAUGCGAGGCCUUUCCCGUUGGAGGUUGAGUUUGGGGCGUAUUUGCCUGUUGUGGAGAUUGCCAGGGCGUGGAUUGUUGAGGGUGGAUUUACGGGGUGGGUUUCUAUGGAGGUUUUUGAUCGGAGAAUGAAGGAUGGAAGCGUUAGUCCUGAGACCGCGGCUAGGAGGGGGGUGGAGGCUUGGAGGAAGGUUCAGAUUGAGAUGGAGAAGAAGUCGAGGCUUUGA
Molecule: messenger RNA, 996 nt
Organism: Penicillium coprophilum
Lineage: Eukaryota; Fungi; Ascomycota; Eurotiomycetes; Eurotiales; Aspergillaceae
Product: sugar phosphate isomerase/epimerase family protein
Exons: 1
Coding region: 1-996 (331 amino acids)
Source: RefSeq, a predicted model, not a curated record